AGGCCCCAUGUGAGCUGAUUGCAACACAUGCAGCUGCCUGGAGAGAGGGAGCCGGUGUCCUACGUCAGAGCCGCCGCCGCGGAGUUGCCGCCGGGGAGGACCAGCCGCUGCCGCCCAGGACUGGGCCCUUAGGGAGGAGGAGGCGAGAAGAUGGCGGACGACCCCAGUGCUGCGGACAGGAACGUGGAGAUCUGGAAGAUCAAGAAGCUGAUUAAGAGCUUGGAGGCGGCCCGCGGCAAUGGCACAAGCAUGAUAUCAUUGAUCAUUCCUCCCAAAGACCAGAUUUCACGAGUGGCAAAAAUGUUAGCAGAUGAGUUUGGGACUGCGUCUAACAUUAAGUCACGAGUAAACCGCCUUUCAGUCCUGGGAGCCAUUACAUCUGUACAACAAAGACUCAAACUUUAUAACAAAGUACCUCCAAAUGGCCUGGUUGUUUACUGUGGUACAAUUGUAACAGAAGAAGGAAAGGAAAAGAAAGUUAACAUUGACUUUGAACCUUUCAAACCAAUUAAUACAUCAUUGUAUUUGUGUGACAACAAAUUUCAUACAGAGGCUCUUACAGCACUACUUUCAGAUGAUAGCAAAUUUGGCUUCAUUGUAAUAGAUGGUAGUGGUGCACUUUUUGGCACACUCCAAGGAAACACAAGAGAAGUCCUGCACAAAUUCACUGUGGAUCUCCCAAAGAAACAUGGUAGAGGAGGUCAGUCAGCCUUGCGUUUUGCCCGUUUAAGAAUGGAAAAGCGACAUAAUUAUGUUCGGAAAGUAGCUGAGACUGCUGUACAGCUGUUUAUUUCUGGGGACAAAGUGAAUGUGGCUGGUCUCGUUUUAGCUGGAUCUGCUGACUUUAAAACUGAACUAAGUCAAUCUGAUAUGUUUGAUCAGAGGUUGCAAUCAAAAGUUUUAAAAUUAGUUGAUAUAUCCUAUGGUGGUGAAAAUGGAUUUAACCAAGCUAUUGAGUUAUCUACUGAAGUCCUCUCCAACGUGAAAUUCAUUCAAGAGAAGAAAUUAAUAGGACGAUACUUUGAUGAAAUCAGCCAGGACACGGGCAAAUACUGUUUUGGAGUUGAAGAUACACUAAAGGCUUUAGAAAUGGGAGCUGUAGAAAUUCUAAUAGUCUAUGAAAAUCUGGAUAUAAUGAGAUAUGUUCUUCAUUGCCAAGGCACAGAAGAGGAGAAAAUUCUCUAUCUAACUCCAGAACAAGAGAAGGAUAAAUCUCAUUUCACAGACAAAGAGACGGGACAAGAACAUGAACUAAUUGAGAGCAUGCCCCUGCUGGAAUGGUUUGCUAACAACUAUAAAAAAUUUGGAGCUACAUUGGAAAUUGUCACAGAUAAGUCACAAGAAGGAUCCCAAUUUGUGAAAGGAUUUGGUGGAAUUGGGGGUAUCUUGCGAUAUCGAGUAGAUUUCCAGGGAAUGGAAUACCAAGGAGGAGACGACGAAUUUUUUGACCUUGAUGACUACUAGGUAGUCGACAUGGGUCCGGCAAAAUGUGCCUCACCCUCCAGCAUCCAACCCAAGGAGCAUACCCGUGGUGGAAUCCAAACAGAUCCCUGCCUUACAAUUGGAACAUUUUCAGAACUUAAUCCAUGAGCAUUGGAUAUUGAAAAGAAAACCGAAACAAAACCAGACCCAACCCUACACUUUGGUUUGUCAUGGUGUCAGCGCAGCAGCCUACGACUAAGUUCCUAAAUGCCACUUUGGACUAAUUUAAACAAGAAUCCCAGUUUUUACUUUUACUCGGUGGUGAAAUUGGUUGCUCUUGUAUUUUAUGAAAAAAAAAAUGAUUUUUUUAACCUUCAUACAUAGAAGCAAAAAUACUUUAACUGCUGUAAACCUUCAAAAGUUAAUAGAAAUGAGAUCAUACUGAUUUGUUUCUUAUUUUGAUUGGAAAAAUUAAAUUGCUGCAUUUUGCAGUGACCCAUUUACAUGGCAUUCUCAGCUUAGACUGCAUAAGAAGAAAUAUAUGUGGUGAAAUGUUGGAACCAUUUCUCUCUUGGUCUCUUGUUUAAUGUUGAAAGGGUGAGCUUAAUAGGCAAUUUCAAUUUUACUCCCUCACACUAUCCCUCCCCCCUCCCGACUGUCAGUUUCAAGGAUGCAAAUUGCAUUGUAAAGUCAAGCUGACACAUGAAGCAUUUGGGCCAGUGCACUGUUUCCUUCCAUCUGUCUUGCAGGGGCUUUUGUGCUGGGGUUUGGGGAACCCUUAGCAUCAGUUGCUUUGACAAGGGUUCCCAUAAUCUUAGCCUACUAGAAACCAGUUUGGGAUGGACAUGUUGGGGCUUUUGUGCUAUUGCUGGGAUUGGGAGAAAUAAAACAUGCAAUUUAAGUGGAA
Messenger RNA from Molossus molossus (Pallas's mastiff bat), 2329 nucleotides. RefSeq names its product eukaryotic translation termination factor 1 (gene ETF1). The transcript is spliced from 11 exons. The coding region runs from base 151 to 1464 and encodes 437 amino acids. NCBI's taxonomy places the organism in Eukaryota, Metazoa, Chordata, Mammalia, Chiroptera, Molossidae. Gene Ontology annotation, molecular function: sequence-specific mRNA binding; translation release factor activity, codon specific. Gene Ontology annotation, biological process: cytoplasmic translational termination. The record is from RefSeq and is a predicted model, not a curated record. Gene Ontology annotation, cellular component: cytosol; translation release factor complex.